Messenger RNA from Erythranthe guttata (spotted monkey flower), 1446 nucleotides. RefSeq names its product GATA transcription factor 1. NCBI's taxonomy places the organism in Eukaryota, Viridiplantae, Streptophyta, Magnoliopsida, Lamiales, Phrymaceae. The record is from RefSeq and is a predicted model, not a curated record. Gene Ontology annotation, molecular function: zinc ion binding; sequence-specific DNA binding. Gene Ontology annotation, biological process: cell differentiation; regulation of DNA-templated transcription. Gene Ontology annotation, cellular component: nucleus.
UUUUCCUCGUUGAAUCCAAUUCAUUUCGAAUUUCCGAUAAUAAUAUCUCUCACUAUCCUAAUAAGGAAAAGUGGGGAAAGAGGGGUUUUCCUCUCUCUCUCUCUAAACCUAACAUUUCAUUCUCUCUUUCUCUCUCCUCAAAACCAGACCCGGAAGAAAGAAAAAAAAACCCAUUUCGUAUAUGGAGUUUUUGGACACAAAGGACCCUUGUUUCGUUAUAGACGAUACCCUUCUCGACUUCACUCUCGAAGACGAAGAAGUCCACAAAACCUUCUCCGAAGGCGGCGGCGCCGCCGCCGCCGCCGGCGUUUCUGUUUCUUCAUCUUCUUCUUCCUUGGAAUCCUCCAACCCAGCGGCGGCGUCGGCGGCGGUGUUUAGCCACGAGGCUCGAAACGGCUUGUUUCCUGAGUUUGUGGAGGAGGAACUGGAAUGGUUAUCCAACAAGGAGGCUUUUCCGGCGGUGGAAACUUGCUUCGGCAUCUUAUCCGACAAUCCGGAACUCAUCUCCAGUCACAAGAGCCCCGUUUCCGUGCUCGAAAACAGCACAACAAACAAUUACACCACCGCUUUGAGCUGCUUCGAGCAUCUCAAAGUUCCGGUCAACUUCCCGGUGCGCGCACGGAGCAAGCGGCGGCGGCGGACCAGGCGGUCUUGCUCCGGAGAUCCGCCACUUCAGCACCACCGGCCCCUCUCGGUCGAGAACAAGUCGAAGGUGAAAAGUAGCUGCGGCGGCAACAGCGGCGGUGGUGGUGAUAAUAUGGGGAGAAGGUGCUUGCACUGCCAGGCGGACCGAACCCCGCAGUGGCGGGCCGGGCCCAUGGGCCCGAAGACCCUAUGCAAUGCUUGUGGGGUCCGCUAUAAGUCGGGGCGUUUGCUACCGGAGUACCGCCCUGCGAAUAGUCCGACCUUCUCGAGCAAUUUGCACUCGAAUUCGCAUAGGAAGGUGGUCGAGAUGAGAAAGCAGAAGCAUGUGGAGGUUGGAGGAGGAAUUGUUGGUGGGCCCGGGUAACGAGGUUUUGUGGAUAGAGGGUUUAGGGUAGUGCGGUGAGGAGUUUCCGUUUUCUUCUCUAUUUAGUGUUGCGCCAUAGUUAGAGAUUAGGUUUUGGAACUCGUUUCCAAGGCUUGUUGUAAUGGUUUUAGAUUGUUAGUGAAGCUAAAUCGAUUUUCUUUUAAUAUCGGAAUGGAAUGGAUUAGGGAAUUUUGACUUGAAUUCGCUUUCGAUGCAUUAGACUAUAAAUUUUUCAAAAGAAAUCGUUUUUUAACGGGUUUUUUUGUAUUGGAGAUUUUGAAUAGAAGCAAGAAGGAAUGAUCAAUAGUAGAAAGAAAGAAAUUUGGUGAUGUUUAGUUUAACGUUUUGUUGUACAUUGGCUGUUUGAAGAUUUGUUGUGUUAUAAGAUUUUAGCUUGUAAUAUGGUAAAUUUAUUGUGGUGUAUGUUUUUGUGUUUU